AAUGAGCAGAAUGAGUGGUGGACGGAUACCCAGGGACACCAUACUAGCCAAUGAUCAUAUCGUGAGUGGUAGGAUUAAAGGGGGAGCAGGGGCUUCCUUAGUCAACUAAGUGAUAAUAUAGUAGAUUUCCAUUAACCCGGUAAUCUUUGCCGACCACGGGUCUUUGGAGCAUAUGAACUACCAGCUACAUGCCCCUCAAACAGGCAGCUUCGUUAUCCCAGAGACAGCCUGUUAUUGUUCUGGUCCUCGUUCUGGUCCUCCAGCCUUUCUCCACAGCCCACCUGACCGAUAUUAGGCUCUCAGCGAAAGGGCUAGUGGCCAGAAUGACAGCACUCAGGAAAGAGAUCACCAUUCUGGACCCUUGGCAAGAAAGAGGAUCAGCUAUUGGGAGAAUAGUCGUACUUGCAGACCUCUGUUGCCGCCAACGCGAGUUGAAUGAUAAUCGAACGCCUGGGCCGUCCACCACCAUCCGAUAAGAUCAUUAAUUGGCCGGUAAUAUGCAAAGCAACU
Messenger RNA from Aspergillus ochraceoroseus IBT 24754, 510 nucleotides. RefSeq lists its product as uncharacterized. Lineage: Eukaryota; Fungi; Ascomycota; Eurotiomycetes; Eurotiales; Aspergillaceae. The transcript has a single exon. The coding region runs from base 189 to 476 and encodes 95 amino acids. The record is from RefSeq and is a predicted model, not a curated record.